Molecule: messenger RNA, 451 nt
Organism: Drosophila hydei
Lineage: Eukaryota; Metazoa; Arthropoda; Insecta; Diptera; Drosophilidae
Product: putative peptidyl-tRNA hydrolase PTRHD1
Exons: 1
Coding region: 78-434 (118 amino acids)
Molecular function (GO): peptidyl-tRNA hydrolase activity
Source: RefSeq, a predicted model, not a curated record
GCAUACAAGCCUUGAAAUAUAUGUAAGCCGCAUGAAGUCUGCCGGCAAAACGCAUUGUUUAGAUCAAUUUCAGUACAAUGGCCAACAUAGUGCAAUAUAUUGUGGUGCGUAGCGAUUUGCGCAGCACUCUUAACUGGCCACUGGGUGCCGUAAUAGCACAAUGUUGCCAUGCAACGGCUGCUGUGAUGAGCGUCCAUGUCGACGACGAGGAGACGCAAGCCUAUCUCAAAGAUCUAGACAACAUGCACAAAGUGGUGUUGGAAGCCAAGGAUGAGGCGGCGCUGCUAAAGCUCACCGAAAAGCUAAAAGAAAACGAGAUCAAGCACAAGCUCUGGAUUGAACAGCCAGAGAAUAUACCAACCUGCGUGGCCCUUAAGCCCUACAUCAAGGAUGCGGUACACAAAUAUGUAAAGCAUCUAAAGCUAUUAAAGUAAAGAACUUUAGCUAAGAU